AUGAGCAUUAGUGACUUCCUUAGUCCUUCUGAUAUUGCCGCCGCACUCCAAGAUUGUCAAGCUCCAGAUAGUUUCAACCACAGAAAAUUCUUCCAGCUCAGUGGUAUGUCCAAAAAGAGUAGCAGCCAACUCAAAGAUAUCUUCCAAAUCCUAGACCGCAAUCAAAAUGGAUUCAUUGAAGAAGAAGAACUCAAAUAUUUCCUCCAGAGGUUUGAGGUUGGGGCUCGCUUGUUAACAGCGACAGAAACUGAAAAAUUUUUGGCGGCAGCAGACCAUGAUGGAGAUGGAAAAAUUGGGGCUGAAGAAUUCCAGGAGAUGGUACAGUCCUAA
Molecule: messenger RNA, 330 nt
Organism: Python bivittatus (Burmese python)
Lineage: Eukaryota; Metazoa; Chordata; Lepidosauria; Squamata; Pythonidae
Product: parvalbumin, thymic CPV3-like
Cellular component (GO): cytoplasm
Molecular function (GO): calcium ion binding
Source: RefSeq, a predicted model, not a curated record